Messenger RNA from Petromyzon marinus (sea lamprey), 3521 nucleotides. The record is from RefSeq and is a predicted model, not a curated record. Lineage: Eukaryota; Metazoa; Chordata; Hyperoartia; Petromyzontiformes; Petromyzontidae.
AUGGCACUGCGGCACCGUGGAUUGACUUAAAAUUGCACGGCCACGGCGAACUCACUGAGAACCGCAGUGAGGGAACAGCCAAGGGCACACGCGGACCAGCAGGCAGGUGGGGGGCGGCACAGGUUGAUUCCCAUGAUGCGGCGCACCUUUAGGUGUCGGAGGUGCACUUAGCUAAACAAUGGGGGGCGGGGCGUCGGAGAGGAGGCUCCUGAUUGGAUGAGAGGCCAGCGGAUCGGCGGCGCGUGGGCUUUGAAGUAGGAGCAUAAAAAGAGAUGAAAUUGAGAAGCUCGUUCUCUUUUGCCUGGGGUCUUGUGGAGUGAGGAACCGAGGGGUGAUCGUCCCCUGCUACUCGAACGUCCGUGAGACGGGUCGCAGAGCAGCCAGACCCAGUUCCCAGCAAAAGCCGCGUGCAGCCUCGUCUUUCCGCGACCUCCAACACCACGAGGUCGGACCGUAAGUACGAUGAGAGGUAAGGCAAAGGGGGAAAUUCUAAUAGAGAGAGUGAGUAGAGAGAGGAUAGGCUACUUGGGUAUUAGACCGUAGAGAGAUAGGUUAGAUCUGCCCUGCUGGUCCACACUGACACGGGUAGAUUCACUCCAAUUAAACAAUAAACCACCAGUAGACAUUAAACCGCGUCGUGUUGUCUCUGUGAGUACGGAGGAAAUGGGGGGGGGGGUGCAUGGUGUGGUGAGCCUGUGCGUUGUGUGGUGUCUUGUGUUUGCGCACGAGCGUAUAUUUUGCCCGCGCAUGCGCGUUCGCCGUGCACGUUAACUUGUGAGCCCGUGCGUUGUGGUGUCACGUGUAUUCUGUACGCGUGGGCACUCUCGCCGCUGCGCAGCUCGUGGUUGGCGUGUAUGAGAAGGGCACCACAGUGUAUUCGCGAGGUGGUUAGCGCAGCUACUUAAAUCAUGCCACGAGGAGCAGUAGCGAGGGGGGGAGAAGAGGAGAGUGGGGGGGCACAGGAGAACGGGGAGUCGAGGGGCAGCAGCCCUAACAAUUUGGCGUCAGAAGCGGCACGAACCCUCAGCGCGUUACCCCACGCAAAAAUAAGGCAUGUAUUCACCGGCCAGGGGAUUCCUUCAUGGAAAACAUUUGCCCGCAACGUCACAAGGGCUAAAAAAAUUAAUGGUUGGACAGACGCGCAGGCGUUAGAGCAACUUACAAUACACUUAGAUGGACGGGCGGCUGACUACGCAGAAGCUCUACCCGCGGGCACACAAACCCAGCUAGCAGAAUUAAUGCACCAACUUGACCUGCGUUUCGGCACGAGAAAUGAGGAGGAGGCAAAGGCGGCCUUAGAGGCACGCCGGCGCCAACCCGGCGAAGACUUGCGUGACUACGCCGAGGACGUGCGCUCACUAACACAGAUCGCACGCCUGGGGUACACGACAGAGGCAAUUGAGGACCUCGCCGCCGAAAAGAUCCAGCGAUACUUGGUUCGCACCAUGUGGUGGCACCCCGAUUUAAGCGGUACACGUCUCCCCUUUAAUACACUGGUGGAGCGCGCGCGUAAAUGCGAAAGACUUGCUAGUGAGCGCGCGCAGCUUCGAGGGCUGGGACGAGAGCGCCAUCGCGAGCUUGCUCCCAGAGGAGGAGGAGGAAGAGGGGCGCUCCAGUACAGGAAGGGGUCGGGCAAGGGAGCCUCCAGGGCCCCGCGAGACAACCCCAGGAUGGGUAGCAGGGCUACAAACCGGCAUGGGGGUUAUAGCCGGCCAGGUAACCCACAUACGCGAGGAAGCGCACAAAAAUGUGAAGACCAUCCAGUCCGAGAUGGGCGAGCUACGCUCCACAGUAGGGGGGCUAGCCGGACGGGUGUCCCAGUUGGAGUCCGACCUCGGACAGCUGCGUACUGGAAGGGGGAGAGGGAGCGGACAGGGGGGCCCUUAAGGGGCCGCCCCCCGGGCAUGUGACCUGUGCGACCGCCGAGGGCACCUCAUGAGGGACUGUUCUCAGGUCGCCCGCACUAGACAUGCGCCAGGGUUAAACACCAAGGCUUCCCCAGAGAGGGGACCACCGAGGGGGACAGUCGACGUGGUCCCAACACAAAUAAACUGUAAUGAUAAUGGCGAGCGAGUGACCUCCACACAGAUUCCGGCAACAACACCCAAGGACGCAGUGAGGAUGGGCUACGAGAGCUGAUGGCGGGAAUCACGGGGGCCACGUCGCUGGUAGAAGGGCAGGUGAAGGGGCAGCGCACCCGGAUCCUACUGGACACGGGGGCCGUAGCCUCACUCGUGAGCGCCACGCACUGUAGCGUGCUCGGGGUUGACGUGGGCCGCCUGCAGGCCCCGGAUCGCGCGCUGCACACGGCGAGUGGAGCCGGGAUGGGGUUGCUGGGAAGGAUCUCCCUCGAGGUCCGUCUCGGACACCAGGUGUGCAACCAGGAAUUCUAUGUCUCGAGUGUGUUGUGCCAUGAGUGUAUCGCAGGUACAGACCUCCUGGAGAAACGGGCUCAACGUGCAGCCCCGACAGCGAUGCGCCACGGUGGAAGGCAGCGUGGAGCGGAUUCCGUUCCAGGGACAAGAGCCGAAUCACCCUCACUUCACACCCGUGGCCGCUACCCUGGUGUCGGCCGUCACCAUCGGCCCGCUCGCCGAAAUGCUGGUGCCAGUGGCAACAUCCUCCACCGACCCCACACACCGACCAUCGGGCGAGGUGUGACCCCAGCUGCUGAGGCUGGUGCACGACAACCCGCUCGGGGGCCAUGACGGGGAACGACGCACUCGGGAGACCCUGCGUCGCCAGUAUCUCUGGCCCAAAUUGGCACAAGACGUGGCCGCCUGGGUGCAGGACUGCCGCGCGUGUCAGCAAUGUGGGCCGAAACCGGCGCAAUAUCAGGUACCCCUGAGACCGUUCCGCAUCAGUCGAAUGAACCAGCUGGUUGGGAUCGACCUGCAAGGGCCAUUCCCGCGAUCCCACCAGGGCAACCGAUAUAUUCUCAUAGCGGUAGAGUACUUCACACGCUAUCCCGUAGCAGUGGCUAUCCCCGAUAAGACGGCCCUCGUGGUAGCCCGAGCGUUCGUGGAGCACUACGUACUUAAGCACGGGAUCCCCGAACGAGUCAUUACUGACCAGGGUAGUGAGUUCGAGGCAGAGCUAUUCCAGGCGCUGUGCCGCAAGUUCGAACUACGGCGUACCACCCCCAGGCGAUCGGGAUGGUGGAGCGUAUGAACCAGACUCUAGCCGGGAAGCUCAAACGCAUGGUGGCCGCAAAUCAGCAGGACUAGGACGAACACCUGCCCUACGCCCUGUUCGCCUACACCACCACAGUACACACGUCGUUGGAGACAUCAAUAUAAUGCAUAAUGUUAGAGCUUACAUUGGGCUGUGCAUACGAUAUUAUACAAUGUGGUUUAGAUCCUCCGUUCCGAGCAUAGAUGGACUCGUCCGUCUGAACAAAGCUCGUCGCUUUCCAUGGUGCUAACCACAGUGGUGCUAACAUUGAAAAGAAAAAAGAAACCGCCACUUUUUUCCGACAUAGUUCCGACAUACUCUUUGGUUCUAUUCGGUAAAGUCACGUA